CGGGGUGGCCGUUCGGUGCCCUCCACUGCUUUCUAGAACCAGCUCUCCCCCUGCCCUGAGCAGUCACCCACCGGAGAGGCGUGGUACGGCGGACAGAAGUUGGGGUUCUUGCAAGUAAGUCCUCUCAUCUCUCUGAGCGUGAGGGGCAGAGGUGAGCACGGCUCAGGGCGUGACUUCAGUAACCAGCAGCCUAAGUGACGGACAGGAGGAAGCACUGAUGACCGACUGAGGCUGCGCCUGCAGCUGGGAUGCAGCUCAGGGCCAGGACACAAGGGCCGGACCUCCGUACUCUGCUAACCCCCGCGUCACAGGCAGGGGUCCUCCGGGGCUGGCUCCCCUCACCCACCCCCUAGGCUAUCAGCUGUGAUUCAGGAGACACAGGAGGCCACUGCUGGCUGGAGGCUGCCCCUGGGCAUCUGCCCACUUCGUGUGUCCCCGGGGCUUCGGGAGAGGACAGCCCGUGAGCACUGGAUGCUGCCCCUGCCGCCCCCUCUAGGUGUGCAGACUGCUGGUCUCUGUCGGGCCUAGUUUCUGCUGAGCAGUAGCUUAGGAUUGGCUGUGAUCGUCGGCAUUUUGAAGGAGCCCCAGAUUUUACCCACGGUUGUACCAGCUCCAAGUGGACCAGCCACAGGAGAUCCCAGUCUCCUGCUUCUCAGUCUGGUGCGUCCCCUUCUUAACCUUGACAUUCAAGACCGUCGCAGCGCCUUUUGGUGUUUGAAUUGGAAAAUAUGCACUUCUGGGGAAGCUUUAUAAUUAUUAGGCCAAGUAAACCACCAAGUAUGACACCUCUCCCACAGUCUCCUGUUCCGUUCAAGAUCUUGAUGUUGGAUCCCCACGAGCUUUAGUUAAUCUGUGACUGCAUUGUCAUAGAAAUUCUUCUGAUGCCUACCUAACUCUGUGCUUGGAAUCUUCCAGAGCAGAAUGGGCAAGUCCUCUUGGUUCCCUUGUGCUUUCCCCGGGGAAGGUAUUCCUGUGGCCAGAAGGGAGGAGGAAAGUGAAAAUCCUCCAAGGGGCAGGGAAGGAAGGGUAUUCUCGGGACUCCAGAGCUAGUGCAGGACUCCUUCUGGGUGACACUCAAGAGUAACCAUAAGCACUCGUGAUGUCACAUGUCAGGGUUGGUUUCCUCUGCUCAUGUGGCCAUUCUGUGCAAGCUGAGGGCACUUGUCACGGGAAAUGUGUGUGUGUGUGUGUAUGUGUGUGCAUAUUUAGCAUCUGAACUCCAGGGGGACCAGGGCAGGAGGGGGUCCUUGUAAGCUUGCUAAGUCCCCACUCUGUGCCCAGCCCUGAGCUGGGACUAGUAGGGGCUGCGGAGGAAGGAAGGUCACAGCCUGGGGACACGUUUCCAAGAGUAAGAACCAUUCAGGGACUCUGAGGUCACUGUUCCAGCUUGGGGGUCUGGGCCUUGAGCUGGGGGCUCAUAGAAAGGGGAGCUCCCUGGGGCAGCCUCACUGUGGGUGCAACCAGGGCUGGAGAAGGACGCUGGCCCUGGCUCCGCCCCACUGGGUGCUCACCCUGACCACAAGGAAACCGGAGGAAUUAAUGGGCCCAGAAGGAAGGAAGCCAGGCCCUGUGGUCUUGGGGGUGUGAUGGAGGGGGGGCGGGCGCAGGCCUGAGGCGCUGUGGUAAAGCAGGGGUCCCGGCCCUGGAAAUGCCUGUGGGAUCUGUGACACAGCUGGGAUGGGUCAGAGGGUGCCUGGGUCCUCGGGGUCUCAGCCCAUCACGGUCCCCAGAGGCUUUGCUCCCUCGGUGCCCUUCAUUUUCUGACCAGCUCAAGAAACAGAACCUGAAGAUCCUGAACCAGGAAGCAGGCGCACAAAGAAAAGCAGAAGUGGAAGACUUGGAGACUUGAUCCUCCUCCUUGAAGGGGCCUAAAGCCGCCUGGUGCUGUUGCCAGUGACACCUGUGCCGGAGGGAUGACCUGGCAGGGCAGGGUCGCGUGGCUGCCUUGCGCACUGCUGCUUCUCUGGGGCCCAGGCUGUUCAUCUCUGAGUGGCCCCACCUCUGUGACGGGCACCGUGGGGGGAUCCCUGAGCGUGCAGUGUCAGUAUGAGGAGAAAUUCAGAGACAUUGCCAAAUACUGGUGCAAAAACGCAUGUGUGUGGAAUACUCUAAAGACCAAAGAGGCAGACAGAGAAACGAGGAAAGGCCGUGUGUCCAUCAGGGACCAUCCUGCAAACCUCACCUUCACAGUGACCUUGGAGAACCUCACAGAGGAUGAUGCAGGAACAUACCGGUGUGGGAUCGAUACAUCAUGGCUCCCAGGACAUUUGCUCGACUCCACCUUCCUCGUUGUGGUGUCUGUGACCCCAGCAACAAAGUCCACCCCACCUGUCAGCAUCACUGUAACCCAGAUGUCGAAAAGCACAGCUAAAAUUAUGACCACACUGGCCCAGCCCUCCUCUGCUGCCCCAACCACCAUGGGAGCCACCCGCAGUGCAAGCAGCCAGGAGGAAUUCCCGCCGAGCCAGGGCCUGGGGCUCCAAGUACUCCUCUCCUUGUUGGCACUUCUGCUGCUUCUGCUGGGGGGCAGCUUGCUGCUGGCCUGGAGGAUGGUUCGCAGACAGGUCAAAUAUGGUGAGAAUCGAGAGCCACUCCGGACCCCUAGUCAGCAAGGGGAGCCCCACUAUGAGAAUCUGGAGCUGCAGAUGUGGCCCCUUCAGGAAGAGCCUGUGCAUCCGAGGCAGGCGGAGGUGGUAUACAGCACAGUGAAGGCUCCCAGGGAAGAACUUCACUACUCGUCCAUGGUAUUUGACCUCCAGAGUGGGGAUUCUAAAGCCAAAAAGAUUCGCUCCCAGAGGACCCUGGAGGAGACACACUGUGUGUGGAGGGCAGGAGCUCAGUCCUGUGUGGCUCCAGGAAAAGACGUGACCCAUGUGGGAUGGUACCUGCAAAAACCUUUAUAAAUCACAGCUCCAUGGAAGUGUCUGGAUUGCUGCAGCUUGGGGAGAACCAGCAGAGGGAUCGGGAGAAUACAAAAGCCCUGAAGAUGGAGUCUCCCUUGUCUCAUGGACAAGGAUGCUGAGGCCCAGAGAGCAGAGGCUUGCCCAUGGUUCCAGAACCAGGGGCACAUUCCUCUGGACUCUUAGAUAAUUUUACUUUUAAUAUUAAGAGAUAUCAGUACAGUUUAAAAUAUCUUCGGAGAGAAGAAAAAGGUUAUUUAAGCCAUACCUGCCCUGUGCCCGCAAUCCUGUAUUAAAGAAAGCUCCUCCCUUUUGAAGGCUGAAUAGAGUUCCAUUGUGGGGAUAUAGCACACUAUACUCAUCUUUUCAUCCAUCGGUGGACACUUGGUUGGUUUCUGUGUUUUAGCUAUUGUGAAUUUGUUGCUAAGAACAUGGUAUAUAAAUAUCUCUUUG
This is a messenger RNA of Callorhinus ursinus (northern fur seal), 3353 nucleotides long. Lineage: Eukaryota; Metazoa; Chordata; Mammalia; Carnivora; Otariidae. The record is from RefSeq and is a predicted model, not a curated record.